Messenger RNA from Polistes dominula (European paper wasp), 1916 nucleotides. RefSeq names its product Actin-related protein 2 (gene Arp2). The record is from RefSeq and is a predicted model, not a curated record. NCBI's taxonomy places the organism in Eukaryota, Metazoa, Arthropoda, Insecta, Hymenoptera, Vespidae.
AGAUGCACGCGUUAGCUUAUGCAUUGUAAAUGGAACUUAAAAAAAAUCAACUAUUCUACAACAGUGCAAUAUUGGUGCAUAAUACUAAUUCAAUAUGAGCUUAAGACUGUGUUUAAGACCAAUGGGUUGUUUCAUGAUAAGAUAAAAAUCUGCUAUCAAGUAAAUCACACUCUUACCUACUCGAAGAUAAGUUACAUCUGCCAGUGGUAUUAUAUUGUUGUUUGGAUUUUAUCGUAAAAUACUAUUGUACAGUAAUCACAUUUCCUUUAUUCGUAUACUGUCAUGCCGGUAACGCCCUAUUAAACUGUAAGAAUUAGUCAUUUCACGGAAUGUGCGAUAUAAAUAUUAUUUGAAUUUAGAAAUUGAAGGGUUGCAAAACGUAUUUGACUCUUGUUUUAUAAAAUGGAUAGCAAGGGAAGAAAAAUUAUUGUCUGUGAUAAUGGAACCGGGUUCGUCAAAUGUGGAUAUGCAGGAGCAAAUUUUCCUGCUCAUAUAUUUCCUUCAAUAGUUGGACGUCCAAUCAUAAGGGCCGUUAACAAAAUAGGAGACAUCGAUGUGAAGCAAGAAUAUUGUGUUCGUGACUUAAUGGUUGGAGAUGAAGCGAGUAAACUUCGUUCCAUGUUAGAAAUUAGUUAUCCCAUGCAAAAUGGAAUUGUUAGAAAUUGGGAGGAUAUGUGUCAUGUUUGGGAUUAUACAUUCGGAAAAGAAAAAAUGAAUAUUAAUCCUAGAGAAUGUAAAAUUUUGUUGACUGAACCGCCAAUGAAUCCUAUCACGAAUAGAGAGAAAAUGAUUGAGGUGAUGUUUGAAAAAUAUGGAUUCGCUGGAACAUAUAUUGCGAUACAAGCUGUGCUUACACUAUAUGCUCAAGGAUUAAUUAGUGGAGUUGUGGUAGACUCUGGUGAUGGAGUAACACAUAUUUGUCCAGUAUUUGAGGAAUAUGCCUUGCCUCAUUUGACACGUCGAUUAGACAUCGCUGGUCGUGACAUUACUAUGUAUUUAAUAAAAUUACUUUUAUUACGCGGAUAUGCCUUCAACCAUUCUGCUGACUUUGAAACGGUCAGAAUGCUUAAAGAGAAAUUAUGUUAUAUUGGAUAUAAUAUUGAAACUGAAGAAAAACUAGCUCGCGAAACUACUGUCUUAGUGGAAUCUUAUACACUUCCAGAUGGUCGAGUGAUAAAAGUAGGUGGUGAAAGAUUUUCAGCACCAGAAGCAUUGUUUCAACCUCGUUUAAUAAACGUUGAAGCUCAGGGAAUCGCCGAGCUAGUAUUUAGUACAAUUCAAGCAGCUGAUAUCGAUAUCAGAAGCGAAUUGUACAAACAUAUUGUUCUUAGCGGUGGAAGUACGAUGUACCCAGGACUUCCGUCUAGACUUGAACGAGAGAUUAAGCAACUUUAUUUACAGAAAGUUCUUAAGAAUGAUACAUCCAAGCUUAACAAAUUUAAAAUCAAAAUCGAGGAUUCACCUCGACGUAAAGAUAUGGUGUUUAUGGGUGGUGCUGUAUUAGCUGAAAUAACGAAGGAUCGAGAUUCCGUAUGGAUAACUAAAGAAGAAUACGAAGAGAAAGGUCUUAGUGUAUUAAAGAAAUUAGGAUCCUAUGAAUCUUAAGGACAUUCUAUUUUAGUGCAAGGUGCAACAGGAAACAAAAGUUACAUUUUUUCAGACUAAAAGUGAUGAAAAAUAGUCAAGUUGUUUUACACACUACAAAUUACUUGAAUGAUAACAUUAAGACAGACAGAGACAAAAUGCUUGAGUUUGCUGUAAGGGCUAUGUCAUGCCAAAUAGAAUAUUUAUUUUGGUUAUGCAGAUUAGUGCAAUUAAUAGAGCUAUAUAAUCAACCUGUAAGAUUUCUUCAUAUUGAAUAAUGAAGAACUAAAUGAAUUUUUAUUUUAAGUACAAUUAACAGUCGGAUGGAUCAU